Molecule: messenger RNA, 332 nt
Organism: Ambispora leptoticha
Lineage: Eukaryota; Fungi; Glomeromycota; Glomeromycetes; Archaeosporales; Ambisporaceae
Source: the annotation of a GenBank genome assembly
AAUUUCUCCAAGAAUUAAACGAACAACAAAAACAAGCGGUCUAUGAGGAACACCCGCGAAUAUGCGUGAUUGCUGGACCGGGUUGUGGAAAAACUAAAACGCUAGUCAGUCGCCUUAUUUAUUUAUUAACUAGUCAAAAAGCCCAACCCCAAAAUAUUCUGGUUUUAACUUUUGCCAAGAAAGCAAUUAAAGAAAUAAAAAAACGAGUUUUUUCUCAUAUUACCACGGCUUCCCCGACAGUAAAUUCCCAGUUUAUGACCGCCACGAGCAAGAAGUCAUCGUCCGCAAAAUACUCUAUCAGAACAAUUGCAAUGCGGAAAAAAAGGAGAUAA